AUGGUUAACUUGGACAUCCAUUAUGGAGAAGCUGCAGGUCUUAGUAAAUCCCAUUUGGCGAUUGUUCAGAAAGUCAAUAAUGAGGGGGAGGGAGAUCCGUUCUAUGAGGUGCUGGGAUUGGUCACUCUGGAGGACGUCAUCGAGGAGAUCAUCAAAUCUGAAAUCCUGGACGAGUCUGACCUCUACAGUAAGUGGACAAGUGAGUCUAAAGUGAAGAUCUCUCCUCAGCUGCUGCUGGCCGCUCACCGCUUCCUCGCCACAGAGGUCAGCUUGUUCAGUCCGUCUCAGAUCUCCGAGAAAAUCCUGCUGCGUAUCCUCAAACACCCUGACGUGAUCCAGGAGAUCAAAUUCAACGAGAACGACAAGAAAGCUUCACUCCACUACCUGUACCUGCGUGGCAAACCCGUGGACUACUUCAUCCUCAUCCUGCAGGGCCGUGUGGAAGUGGAGGCUGGCAAUGAAAAUAUGAAGUUCGAGACGGGACCUUUCUCUUUCUAUGGCGUCAUGGCCCUCAGUGCUCCAACAUUAGUGAGUGUCUCUCGUCCUCGUCACCUGUCUCUUAAGAGAUGCUCUCUCUUCUCUCGUUUCCCAGAAUUUCGUUCUCCUUCUCACAUCAGUGGACUGAACAGAUCUGCAUCUCUGAGCUACACGGACCGUCCGGAACCGCAGUCCGUCAGCGGCAGCAACACACAGCUCAGCAGCUCCGCUUUACCGCAGUACACACCAGACUUCAACGUGCGAGCCCUGGCAGAUCUACAGUUUGUGAAGAUCACACGCUCUCAGUACCAAAACGGCCUGAUGGCGUCUCGUCUGGACAGCUCCCCUCAGUCUCCAGACAGCGGACACGGCCGACAAGUGGACAUGGACAACAGCACGUCGUCAGCUCCCCAUCGCUCUUCCGAAAACAUGCUGACGAUCGCAGACGCCUCUGACGAGACCACCUCGCUCCUCAAUGAACAGAACAGCCAACCUGCGCGCCAGGCCAACCACAAUACACACAACGAGAGUGCCAUCUGACACGCUCUCACACACACGUCCCACACGACCACAGCACUUUUCCAGAACUUGUGUUCAUCAAAAGCCUGUUUAGCUCUAGCCAUCAUAGCUCCCCGUGUAAACAGUGUGAGUCUAUGAAGUGCAAUGAAAGAUUUAACUUGUAAGACGAAGGCAAAGAGAAGCCAAAGACUGAGAAAAAGACCCCCGUUUCGGACGGACUCUUUUAUAGACUGCGCGGAUAGAGACGUUUCUAUAUAUAAAUAUGAAGAUGUUUAUUUUGUCAGCUCAUUUCGUUGCUCACGGAAGCUGAACGAGGGAAACUGUGGAUGCCUUUUUAUUUUAUGUUAGUCCAUAGCUAAUGCGAGUUUGUACUCUAUUCGUGUGUGAGUGAAAGUGAGAGUGUUUGUGAUAGAGAUACAUGGUGUGCCAUUAUGUUGUGUAUGGCAAGCUGUUUUAACAUUUAUUUUAUAAGUCAAACUAGUGUUGAAUGUUACUAGUACUUACUUUUUAGAUAGGAGUGAAGGGUGUUAGGAAUGAAAAUCCCCAUGAUCAACUGUUAUUUAAAUUAACGACCAGUUAAUCGAUUAAUCAUUAUCCUUAAAGAUUUAGUUCAUGCUUAAAUGAAAAUUGUAAAUAAUUAUUACUCAUUCUUAUUGUCACAAUAAUGGAAUUUGGUAGCAAUCAGUACUGAAAUUUGAAGAACGUCCAUUUCCCGCUAACGUUUAUGUGCUGUUGAACAUGUUCUUAAACACCGCUGAUUGGCCAUUGUGAUCACAUGCUCAACAGAAACAAAAGCGAAGUAUUCCCUUAAGCACUAGCAGGUAUUAAUUAGCUACUAGUGCUCAUUACCUAGGUCCUAGUACCUUUUAAAAAACAUCCUAGCUUUUAUUAAUUAGAUGCACACUAGAACACAUUCAUUAGAUACUAGUACUGAAAAAAUAUACAUAUUUAUUAAAAUAUACUUCUCAGAUACUAGUUAUUGUUCAUGAGAUACUGGUAAUUAUUAUUCAAUAUUAGUACUUAUUGGUUAGAUAUUAGUACCAGUGGCUUAGCUGACAGGCCCACAGUGAAUAGGAGGCCUCAUGUUUUCCCCCCUCACUCCCCAGUUUUCGGGGUUACAAGAAUUUCCAACCCCAUAGCCCAUACCCCCCCCCCCCCCCCCCUUUAAUUGUCGGUUUUAUGACUAUUUCCAAACCCCCAAACCCCUUUCUUCAGUUCGCGAUCGCCCCCCCCCCCCCCCUCCCCCCUUUUGGGUUUAUGAGGGUUUGGACUUGUUCAUGGAUUUGCCAUUGUGUUCAUGUGCUCAACAGAAAUGACUGAUUGACCAUGAGGGUCAUCAGUUCACCGAACUCACAGAUACAGGGAUACUGGAGCGUUUCAAAGCCCUGAUUCAUGUCAGCUUAUAGAUCAACCAGCUAAUCGACGUGACUUUGAAACGCUCCAGUGUCCCUGUAUCUGUGGUUACACAAUAAACAGCGGUGAGUUCAGUGAACUGAUGACCUUCAGAACCAAUCACAGCCAUUUCUGUUGAGCACAUGAACACAAUGUCUCGAGCUCAACAGCGCUCAAAUCUUAUCUAACAACUACUUUUUUCACUCAUCUUUUGUUAUGGCUAGUCAGAACGGCCGCAGUUAAGUUAAAUUACUAAUCUUACCCACAACAUUUGAAAGAAACGUACUAGUAUCUAAUAAAUAUAAGAGUAUCUACUGGAUAAGUAGUGGUAGAUAGUCAGUAAGCACUAUCUAAUUAAUGUAUUAGUAUCUAUUGUAUAAGUUCUAGUAGAUAAUUGAUAAUUACUAGUAUACAAUGAAUAAAUACUAGCGUGAAGUAAAAUUAAUAUCUAUUCAUUAACUAUCAGUAUAUAUUAAAUAAAUGUCUAAUGAUUGCGUACUAGUAUAUAAUAAGAGGUAAAAGUAUUUAAAAAUAAUAAGAAAUAACUGGAAUGCUUCUACUCGCCUGAAUAGUUGCUCUCCUUAUAGAAGCGGCAAAAAAUAAAUACAUUCGUUAUUAAUAAUACUUAUCAGUUAUUAACAAAAUAAAUACACACUGUAAAAAUGUUGUGUUGGGACAACAUGAAUGAAUUAAGUUAACUUGCUAGUUUUUUACAAAUUUAAGUGGGUUGAACAUUAAGUUGCCCCCAAAAAAACUUCAAGAAUUGUGUUGUUUCAGCUCAUUUUAAAUGUUAAACAAACAACAAACAUCAUUUUUAGAGUGUAGUAUCAAAUGAAUAAAGACUGGUGUCCUUUUAAUAGGUUCUAGUAUCUAACGAAAGAAAACUAUUAUUAAAUGAAUAAGAAGUAAAAUGAAAUACCUAAUGAAAACAUACUAGUAAUUUGUAUUUAAAAAAGAAACUAAUGCAUGAAGGAUAAAUAAGCACGAAUAGCCAAUGACUAGUCCACAAGGGAAUAGAUAAUAGUAGAAUAUGGUACCAAUUAAUCCUGAAAUUUUAAAAACAUUCAUUCCCGUUAACAUUUGAGUGCUGUUAAGCACGUUCUGUUGAGCUGAUUUGCCAUUGUGUUGACGUGCUCGACAGUCAUCAGUUCACCGAACUCACAGAUACAGGGACACUGGAGCGUUUUAAAGCCGCGAUUCAUCAGCAGAUCGCUUGUAUGUCAACUUAUAGACAAACCAGCUGAUCGACGUGACUUGACGUGACUCCAAUGCCCCAAUAUUUGUGGUUGCACAGUAAACAGCAGUGAGUUCAGAGAAGUGUUGACCUCCACGGCCAAUGACAGUCAUUUCUGUUGAGCACAUGAACACAGUGGCAAAUUAGCGCUGUUUCAAAACGAGCUCAACAGUGAUCAAAUGUUAUCAGCAAAUGGAUGUUUUUAAAUAUUCAGUAUUGUGACAACCCUACGUUUCUGUUGCCUGAGAUCUACUAUUAUCUAUUCCCGUAUGGACUAGUCAUUGGCUACUUGUGCUUACUCUUUAUGCACUAGUAAUUUUUUAAAAUACAAAUUACUUGUACAUUUUCAUUAGGUACUUCUAUUCAUUUUACUUCUUAUUCAUUUAAUAAUAGUUCUCUUUCGAUACAAGAUUCUAUUCAAAGGACACCAGUCUUUAUUCCUUUGAUACUACAGUCUAAAAAGUGACGUUUGUUGGUUGUUCAACUUAUUUAAAAGGAGCUGAAACAACACAAUUGUUGAGUUUUUUCAGGGAAACUUAAUUGUUUUAUGUUCCAUCCACUUAAAUUGGUAAAAACUAGAAAGUUAAUUCAUUUCCAUACGCUUAAAUUGGUAAAAACUAGGAAGUAAAUUAAUUUCCAUACGCUUAAAUUGAUAAAAACUAGCAAGUUAAUUAAUUUCCAUACGCUUAAAUUUGUAAAACCGAUUGUAAUCCGAUUCAAUGAUCUAUGCUAAGCUAAGCUAGAGUUAAACGGUUGAGUUUGACCUUUUUUUUUAUUUAAUCAGUCGAUCUCCUGGUCUGGCGGGAGCAUUUUUAUCUUAGCUUAGCAUAGAUCAUUGAGUCUAAUUAGACCAUUAGCAUCUCACUCCUUUGUUGUUUGUUGAUUUUCAUCCCAGAAUGAGAAUAUACUUCCUAUUUAUAUGAGCUUAAAAAAUAGCAACUUUCCAAUUUACAUGUGUCUUAAUACAUGAUGUAAGUACAGAAUAGUCAAGCUUUAAAUAGGCAAAUGAUCUAAAGUCUUUUUAAAAAAUAAUUGAGUGAGAUGCUAAUGGUCUAAUCCAAUUCAAUGAUCUGUGCUAAGCUAAGCUAUGGUUAAACUGUUGACAUUUUUUAAAUCCAUUCAUUUGAUUUCCGGGUGUGAUGGAAGCACAUUUAGCUUAGCUUAGCAUAGAUCAUUGAAUCGGAUUAGACCAUUAGCAUCUCAUUCAACUCUUUAACAAAAGUUUGGAUAAUUUUCCUAUUUAAAGCUUGACACUUGUGUUAUUUUAUUAUUUACUCAGAUCAACCGAAUAUUAAAAAAUUGACUAGACUGCCAUGGAUAGGAACUAUACACUCAUUCCAGCAUAAUAAUCAAGGAACUUUGCUGCCGUGACUGCAGCAGGCACAAUAAAAUUACACAGCACCUGAAAAUAGUCCCAUCUAUGUAACAAAAUAACAUCGCUGUCAUGAUAUGGCAGCAAAGUUUCUUGACUAUUUAAAAUUCCUUUGUUUGUUGAUUUUCAUCCCUAAAUGAGAUUAUAGUUCCUAUUCAUAUCAACGUAAAAAAUAGCACUUGUCUAAAUACAUAAUGUAACUACAGAAUAGUAAAAGUCUUUAAAUAGGAAAAUCCAAACUUUUGAAAAAUUGAGUGAGCUGCUAAUGGUCUAAUCAGAUUCAAUGAUCUAUGCUAAGCUAAGCUAGAGUUAAACAGUUGAGUUUGACCAUUUUUUAAAUCCAUCCAGUCGGAACUGCUGAUCCAUGACCGCAACAGGCACUAUAAUAUUACACAGCACCUGAAAAUAGUCCCAUCCAAGUAACAAAGUAACAUCACUGUCAUGGUACGGCAACAAAGUUUCUUGAUUAUUAAAAAUUUGUUUAUUGUUUUUCAGAAUGAGAGUAUAGUUCCUAUUAAUAUCAGCUUAAAACAUAGCAACUUUCCAAUUUCCAUCUGUCUUAAUACAUGAUGAACUGAUGAAUAGUCAAGCUUUAAAUAUAGGAAGAUGAUCUAAACUUUUUUUUUUUUUUUUUUUAAGUGAGAUGCUAAUGGUCUAAUCCGAUUCAAUGAUCUAUGCUAAGCUAAGCUAAAAGUGCUCCCAUUAGACCCGAAAAUCAUCUGAAUGGAUUAACAAUUGGUAAAACGCAACUGUUUAACUUUAGGGGAGUCAAAAAGUGUUCCUUUUAAUGGAUAAAGAAACUAGUAUCUACAGAAAAAUAAGUACUAGAAUCACGGAAAUGCUAGUUUUAUCAAAUAAAUGUUAAAAAGACUUGCCUUCUUUGUAUAUACGACAACGCAUGAGUCCGAUUUGGCCGUUGCAGCCCAAGCAAGCAACAACUCAGGGAGACAGAGACGCUGAGCUUCACAUACUAACUGCAUGUUCGAUAAUUCCCUGUUCAUUUAUGUGAACCCAUGCGACAAGUGAUCAAAAAAAAAAGUGAAGCAUGCUGUCGUCUAAACGCACCAAAUAGUGAAAUACUAAGAUACACUGCAUCUCAUACACAUGGCAUUCACAUGUAAUUUUAUUUUUUACGUGCUGGUUGUCUGUGGAGGUCUGUUCAUGUGAUUCAGUGUUUGUGUUUGUGUAAAAUUGUCCUUUUAAAAUUAAUGCGUUGACUUUUUAUUUAGUUUACUCCAAAGAGAACAAGCAUUUGUUGUUGAAGUAUAACUGUUAAUGGAGUCCUCCUUCUGUUCUCGAUACUGUAUUUGCUUCUAUCGGACCAGAAAUAAUCUAACCAAACGAAUUGAACUUCUCGUUGUAUUUAUUUAGCAUCGAAUUAAGGUUUUACGUUUUUGAAAUGAUUUUGUUUUGUGAGUUCUUAAUUGCUGUGCAUUUUAUAAGCAGGUUGAUAUGGUACAGACUACAAGUUGUAGAUGCCUACAUUUUUCAAAAGGUUCAGGAAGUUGCCUUUUUGUUUCCUCACUGUGCACAUCUUUUGCUUUCAUACCAAAUAUGUUUGAAACUGAUGAGAACAAUCAAAGUGAAAGUCAAUACAAUCAAAUGGCAAGUCAGACGGACACACCAAGGCCUCUUUUAUUCUGUAGCAUCUCUUGAAUAUGAUAAAAAGAGGCGGAAGAAAUGCACUGUGGAUUUCUAUAUUUGGCUGUUGACAGCAGCUCGGUUAAUAAAACCCUCCUUGUUCAUUCAA
Molecule: messenger RNA, 6744 nt
Organism: Danio aesculapii
Lineage: Eukaryota; Metazoa; Chordata; Actinopteri; Cypriniformes; Danionidae
Product: metal transporter CNNM4-like
Exons: 8
Coding region: 1-1017 (338 amino acids)
Biological process (GO): magnesium ion transport; magnesium ion homeostasis
Cellular component (GO): plasma membrane
Molecular function (GO): magnesium ion transmembrane transporter activity; sodium ion transmembrane transporter activity
Source: RefSeq, a predicted model, not a curated record